Molecule: messenger RNA, 3395 nt
Organism: Numida meleagris (helmeted guineafowl)
Lineage: Eukaryota; Metazoa; Chordata; Aves; Galliformes; Numididae
Gene: ARHGAP22
Product: Rho GTPase activating protein 22
Exons: 11
Coding region: 654-2765 (703 amino acids)
Biological process (GO): activation of GTPase activity; signal transduction
Cellular component (GO): focal adhesion
Molecular function (GO): GTPase activator activity
Source: RefSeq, a predicted model, not a curated record
UCAGCAGGCAGCUCUCAGCGGCAGCCCAGCACGCCUUUGCCCUGUGGACCAGAGCACUCUGUAUUUCUUCUAAGGCACCACCUUAUCAGAUGCACAAGCUCCUCGGCGUGUGCUUUGUGCCCUUAUUUCCCCUGGCUUGAGCUGGGAGACAUUCAUCUUCUGAUGCUUGUCGAAUCGAAGUAUCUUUUGAGCGCGACAGGAGGAAGGUGCAGAGGGGGGAUGUAGGAUCAACGCUGCUCCAUGAAAGAGGCAUAUUAAUAACACUGAUGCACGGCCAAUUAGCAGGAGGAGCCAGGUCCACCCCUCGUGUCUGCGUGCUAGUGAUUUAUCGGCAGUAAUUACCGAGGCACUUAAUGCUUAGUUUGGAUGGGAAUUAAUUCGAGGCCAGAUAAAUAAUGCAUUACGGUUUAUUUAGCCCCACGUGAAGCGUCGCCCCUGAGGCAGAGCUGGGAGCGGAACAGCAGAAAACGGCGGGCGAUGCGCGGGGCGGCGGCCGGGCGGGAGCAUGCUGAGCCCCAGGAUCCGGCAGGCCCGGAGAGGUUACCAAGGCCUAAUCCUGCAAGGUUUUUCCAUAACCCUUAUUCACAGGAGCUGUAAAUAAGGAGUGCUGAAGAUGCUGAAUUCCUCUUGAAGCCCGAUCAAAGAGUUUGGUGAUGGGUGAGCAGAUCGGGCCUCCCUCCAGACCUUCUUCUCCUAACCCUCAAGAACGUGUGGUGAAGUGUGGCUGGCUGAAGAAACAGAGGAGCAUUAUGAAGAACUGGCAACAGCGGUGGUUUGUGCUGCGUGGAGACCAACUCUUCUAUUAUAAGGAUGAAGAGGAAACUAAACCUCAGGGUCUCAUUCUACUGCAAGGAAAUCAAGUGAAUGAGCUGCCGCCUAAUCCUGAUGAACCGGGAAAACAUCUCUUUGAAAUUGCCGCAGGUGGUGCAGGAGACCGGGAAAAGAUGCCUGUCAAUCAUGAAGCUUUCCUGCUCAUGGCUAAUUCCCAGAAUGAAAUGGAAGAUUGGGUGAAAGCCAUCCGACGGGUUAUAUGGGCUCCUUUUGGUGGAGGUAUUGCAAAUAGCUCACAUGCACAUAAAUUAAAACAUUUGCCUCAAGGGAUCUUUGGACAGCGAUUGGAGGACACUGUGCAGUACGAGAGGAAGUAUGGCCAGCGGUUGGCCCCACUGCUGGUGGAACAGUGUGUGGAUUUUAUUCGGGAGCGAGGUCUUACAGAGGAGGGGCUCUUUCGGAUGCCUGGCCAAGCCAACCUUGUCAAAGAUUUGCAGGAUUCUUUUGACUGUGGAGAGAAGCCCCUCUUUGACAGCAACACGGAUGUUCACACUGUGGCGUCCCUCCUGAAGCUUUACCUCCGAGAGCUGCCAGAGCCUGUCAUCCCCUUUGCCAAAUACGAAGACUUUCUUUCUUGUGGACAGCUACUCUCAAAAGAUGAGGGAGAGGGUACCCAGGAACUGGUUAAACAGGUGAAGAAUUUGCCCCAAGCCAACUACAACCUCCUGAAGUACAUAUGCAAGUUCCUUGAUGAAGUUCAGGCUCACUCCAGCGUUAACAAGAUGAGUGUUCAGAACCUAGCAACAGUAUUUGGACCAAAUAUCUUACGACCCAAAAUGGAAGAUCCAGUGACCAUGAUGGAAGGCACCUCACUAGUUCAGCACCUGAUGACGGUGCUGAUAAGUGAACAGGGGCGAAUCUUUGCUGUUCCUCAGGCAGAUGUGCCAGGGAGCCAGCUGGAAAUCAGACCCGUGCGUCCACGCAACACUGUGGAGUGGAUUUCUGAGGAGGAUGGGGAGGACAGCAGGUCAGAAAGCAAUGUUCCCAGCCCUGCUGAUCUGCCUUCUGGCAAUGCUGUGGCACUGGAGGCCACCACUGGACCUGUGUUGAAAAACACCCCUCCGGAGCGCAGCAGCAAGUUGACUCAGCCUGCCACCAGCCCCAGCAAAAGAGUGCAGACACUGCCUCCAUGGAAAUACUCCUUCCGCCAGCAGGGAGCACGGUCUGUGAGCCCAAAGCUGGGCAGCUCAUCCCUUGAUAUCCCCAACCUCUCCUCCAGUGGAAACUGGCUGAUGAAUGGACUGUACUCUCUCCGAGGCCACCGCCGGACAGCCUCUGGGGAACGAGUUAAAGACUCUUGUUCUUCUCAAAGACUCUCUACUUAUGACAACGUCCCUUCGUCCAGCCUCUCCCUCAGCACACACAGUAUGGGCAGCACCACGUGGUCUACAUCGUCGUGUGAGAUCUCCGUGGUGGACUCGGUCAGCAGCUGCCCAGCCUGUCGGGCCAGUGACUCCUCGCCUUUAAGCUCUCUCCAAACCGAGUGGAUGACUCAGGGUUCACUGUCUCAGAGUGAGGUCAAGACUGCAGAUCUGGAGAACAGCAUCGACAGGUUAGAAGCCUGCAGCAGCAGCAGUGAGCAGAGCAACCUAGCUCCAGCUUCCAGAGACUCUGUCAGAUGCUCUAGGGCCUUACAGAGCUUGGUGGUAGAGCUUAAGACAGAACUGAGCAAACAGAGGACUGAGUACGAGACCAGUAUCAAAAGAAUUGAAGAAGCAAGUGCAGACCUGAGGAAGCAAGUGGUUAGGCUAGAAGAAGAACUGGACCAAGAACGAAAGAAAUACACAAUGCUGGAGAUUAAACUGAGGAAUUCUGAACGUGCUCGGGAAGAUGCAGAGAAGAGGAAUCACCUCCUGCAGAAGGAAAUGGAAGAGUUUUUUUCAACAUUAGGAUGUUUAACUGGUGGGAGUCAAAGUGCUAAAGUCCCCAAAUAGAACAACCUGACGUACAUCACAGAAGAUUCUAUUUCUGGCAAAACCAGUGCAAAUGCACAUUUUGUUGCGUUAUACUCAUGUAUCAUGAGUAAUUCUACAGUGAUUGUGCUCUCAGUGACACGUGCUCUGUUGUUUUUUCAUGUUCUAUAGCAUUUGGGCCAUCUGGGAAAAGACUGCUAAACAUAAUGCUUGAAUGUUUAGAUUUCAGAUUGCCAAGAAGGAGUGGGCACACUUGUGAUCCGCAGGUCAAAAUGUUCCGGUCUCCAUCGCUGUGCUUGUUCCACCUUUGGAUUCCCCACACACUCCUUUUGCUGGUUCAAGGACAAGGGAAAGGCAUGGAAGAUGGGUGAGACCUGGGAGGACCGCAGUCCUAGAAUGUCACCACAUUCAGUGGGGCUUAGCAUAUGGAUUUAAUAUGAGGUUUUUUCCUCCCUAUUCUCUACAUAAUGUUUGUUCAGAUUUCUCAUUCCUGAAAGUGGCAUUAUUUUAUCAAGAGGCUUUGAAAACAAUGUCGACCGAACAGCUGCAAAUACUGGAAAUUUUGACAGUUUCACUAAGUUAUCCCUUAGAUACCAAACAGUUCCACUGCCUCACAAAAAUAUGACCUAUUAAAGUGUAUGUGUUUAACAA